Molecule: messenger RNA, 1073 nt
Organism: Aspergillus alliaceus
Lineage: Eukaryota; Fungi; Ascomycota; Eurotiomycetes; Eurotiales; Aspergillaceae
Exons: 2
Coding region: 555-869 (104 amino acids)
Source: RefSeq, a predicted model, not a curated record
ACGCUACCAUUGCACGAGUCCUUUACUAAUGUCUACAGUUAUUAUUGGUUGACAAGCACCAUCGUCGACGGCAAACCCCGGCUGAUCAUUUCUCCCAAUGAAGGAAUCGCGCCCUUGCCUUUGCCGGAGUGGCUGUCCACCCCUUACAUUGUCCCCGUACCCCAUCAAGACUUCACGUACAAACCGGAAACUAGCAAAGAUAUAUGCAAAAAUCCAACCAUCACCAGUGGCCAUGUAGUCUUGGAUUCGGACCAAAGAAGGUCGGACAUCUUAUAGAUGACCUCGCAUCGGAAUUCUUCGUCAAGCCGUAUGACAUAACCGGGCAGAUUUCGUUACGGGUAGCCACCACGAGCGUCCGCACAAAACAUUCGAUCGACAAAAAGCCCUAGUUUCGGGACGAUUGCGCGUUUCUUCUUGUCAAAGAAUGCGAUUUACAUGCGUUUCAACGUGUUGUUUCGAAUGUAAAUCCUUUCUAUCUGAUCCCCGAUCUUCCUGGGCAGGUCGACAUAUUAGACCCGUUGUCAAUCUCUCGAUUCUGCGACAUCGAGCGGACAAUGCAAACGAAUCACUUGAUAGUAUACAAGCAUGGCUCCUCGACACAACUCAUUGUUGGACGUCUCGUUAAAUUGACCAGACAUUCUCCUCGGGGCUGGUUCGACGGCGACAGCAGGAACAAUCUGGAGGAUGAGAUGGAUGAAAAUGAAUGGAUGGGGGUAGUUGACUGGACUGGGCUUCCAUUCUCUAGUCCUGGUGAUAGUGGCAGUCUUAUUUUCGCGAUUGAGGACGGCAUAUACGUUCCUCUUAGAAUUCACGUUGGGGCGUUCAUAUUUCAUAUCAAUCGAAACAUUUUGUUAUGCAGCCGAAGUUGAAGGGUGGGAGGUGCGUUUUGCUUGCUCUUGAUAUGUCUCAAUCUGACCCUCAAAGAGACGGCAUUCUGGAGCUGUUUCUUCUCUUCUAGGCGGUGGCACCCCUGCCUUGAUGAGAGCCUUGCGGACCUGCCUCUGGUGGCGUCAUUGUCUGCAUACAAUUAAUAGAUGUCUUGCCGUUCCCUGUGGAGCGUGGCAGCUCUGACA